AUGGAUUCCUUCCUGCAGCACAUCGAGCACUCCUCGCUGAGCUCAGCGCAGUCUCCUUUCCUGCACGCAUAUUUCUCCUCUUCUCUCACACUGCCACUGCCCAUCCGCCCCGCCGACGUCAUCGACUUGACCCCUCUAUGCGCACCAACCGCCGUCAUCUCGGGACACCCUGGAGAUCAAACGAACCCGAACCCUAACGCCAAAACCAAACCAUCCCGGACAAUUUCUUUAAUCCUCGCCAAGCAACCCAGAAGCGCCAAGGGAGGGGGGAGGGGGGAGGGGGGAGGGGAGGGGGCGCAAACGUCUGCGCCGGCAUGUACCCGGCGUCUGCGGGCCAUGAAACCCGCGGAAGCGACAUCUUGCUACCCCUGGACUCCGUUGUCACCUCUCCUCCUCAAUGCCAUUGCGUCGUCUCGAGCUCCUGACGACUCGUCUCACCAUUCGCAAGGUUCCACCGCUCUACCCGUGUAA
Molecule: messenger RNA, 471 nt
Organism: Sodiomyces alkalinus F11
Lineage: Eukaryota; Fungi; Ascomycota; Sordariomycetes; Glomerellales; Plectosphaerellaceae
Exons: 6
Coding region: 1-471 (156 amino acids)
Source: RefSeq, a predicted model, not a curated record